Messenger RNA from Medicago truncatula (barrel medic), 2456 nucleotides. Its product is annotated as putative receptor protein kinase ZmPK1. Gene Ontology annotation, biological process: protein phosphorylation; recognition of pollen. Lineage: Eukaryota; Viridiplantae; Streptophyta; Magnoliopsida; Fabales; Fabaceae. Gene Ontology annotation, molecular function: protein serine/threonine kinase activity; ATP binding. The coding region runs from base 1 to 2367 and encodes 788 amino acids. The record is from RefSeq and is a predicted model, not a curated record. The transcript has a single exon.
AUGAUUCAUUCACCAAUUUUCUUCACAAUUCUCGUUUUGCUUUUCCAUUUUCAACAUUCAUUAUCAUUUUCCCUCUCAGUGGAGAGACAUGAAAAUGAUUUUAUUGUCUCACCCAAAGGCACAUUCACCGCGGGCUUUUAUCCUGUAGGCGAAAAUGCUUAUUCAUUCGCCAUAUGGUUCACUCAAAAACACAAAAACCUCACCAAUGCUACCGUUGUUUGGAUGGCAAAUCGUGAACAGCCAGUAAACGGAAAACGCUCGACACUUUCCCUUCUUAAUACCGGCAACCUCAUUUUAACCGACGCAGGACAGUUUAAUGUUUGGUCUACAAACACAUACUCACUCAAACAACUUGAGUUGGUUUUGUACGAUACGGGAAAUCUCAUUCUCAGAGAACAUAACACAAAUGGUUUCAUUUUGUGGCAAAGUUUUGAUUUUCCAACAGAUACCCUCCUUCCCGAUCAAAGUUUCACAAGGUACAUGAACCUUGUUUCGUCCAAAAGAGACACCACCAACUAUUCCUCUAGCUGCUACAAGCUUUUCUUUGACAACGAUAAUCUUCUCCGUCUUCUCUAUGAUGGCCCUGGAGAUUCAAGCGUUUAUUGGCCAGAUCCUUUGUUUCUUGAUUGGCAAGAUUCUAGAUCCAUGUACAAUCAUAACAGGGUAGCAACAUUAAAUCGUUUGGGAAACUUCAGUUCUUCAGAUAAUUUCACUUUCAUAACAAGUGAUUAUGGAACAGUGCUACAACGAAGACUUACACUUGAUUUUGAUGGCAAUGUUCGUGUUUAUAGCCGAAAACAAGGGCAAGAGAAGUGGUUAGUGUCAGGGCAAUUCGUCCAACAACCUUGUCAAAUUCAUGGAAUUUGUGGACCUAACAGCACUUGCAGUUAUGGUCCAAUAAAAGGUAGAAAAUGUUCGUGUCUUCCAGGUUAUAGCAUAAUCAAUAACCAAGAUUGGUCUCAAGGGUGCAAACCAAGCUUCCAAUUUUCUUGCAAUAACAAGACAGAAUAUCGCUUCAAAUUCUUACCUCGUGUUCAGUUUAACAGCUAUCACUAUGGAUUCCGUAAAAAUUACACCUAUAAACAAUGUGAGCAUUUGUGCUUACAAAUGUGUGAAUGCAUAGCCUUCCAAUUUCGCUAUAUCAAGAAAAAGGGUGUGAAUAAUUGUUAUCCAAAGACGCAGUUACUAAACGGCCUUCGUUCGACAGAGUUUAAAGGUUCACUCUUUUUGAAAUUGCCAAAAAACAAUAUUGUUUUCUCCCCCGAGUAUGAUAACUUGGUUUGUUCGAGAAAUAAUGGAAUAAAACAACUACAAAGAUUAUACGUUGGUGAAAAAGAAAAUGGAUUGGUGAAUUUCAUGCUUAUGUUUGCAAGUGGCUUGGGCGGAAUUGAGGUGUUAUGCUUCUUUCUAGUAGGGUGUAUCUUAUUCAAGAAUAGGAAGCAAUCUAGUGUUGAUAAUCAUGGGUAUGUUAUAGCAUCAGCAACCGGGUUUAGAAAAUUCAGCUAUUCUGAAUUAAAAAAAGCUACAAAAGGUUUUAGCCAAGAGAUUGGAAGAGGAGCUGGAGGAACCGUGUAUAAAGGUAUUUUAUCUGAUGAUCGAGUUGUUGCGAUAAAGCGUUUGCAUGACACAAAUCAAGGAGACAGUGAGUUUCUUGCAGAAGUUAGCAUCAUUGGAAGGCUUAACCACAUGAAUUUAAUUGGAAUGUGGGGUUAUUGUGCUGAGGGAAAACAUAAAUUGUUGGUUUAUGAGUACAUGGAAAAUGGUACUUUAGCUGAUAAUCUCUCAUCAAAUGAACUUGAUUGGGGAAAGAGAUAUGGUAUUGCUAUAGGAACUGCAAAAUGUCUUGCUUAUUUACAUGAAGAGUGUUUGGAGUGGAUUUUGCAUUGCGAUAUAAAGCCGCAAAACAUACUUGUUGACUCUGAUUAUCGACCUAAGGUUGCAGAUUUUGGUUUGUCUAAGCUAUUGAACAGGAAUGAGCAUGAUAAUUCAAACUUCUCAAGGAUUCGAGGGACACGAGGUUACAUGGCACCUGAAUGGGUUUUCAACAUGCAAAUCACUUCUAAAGUGGAUGUUUAUAGCUAUGGAGUUGUGGUGUUGGAGAUGAUUACUGGAAAGAGUCCAACAACAGGUAUCCAAAUCAAAGACAAAGAAGAGUUGUAUCAUGAGAGAUUGGUAACAUGGGUUAGGGAGAAAAGAAGAAAAGUACUAGAAGUUGCUUGUUGGGUUGAAGAAAUUGUUGACCCUGCAUUGGGAUCAAAUUAUGAUGCAAAGAGAAUGGAAACUUUGGCAAAUGUUGCAUUGGAUUGUGUACAGGAAGAUAAAGAUGUUAGACCCACCAUGAGUCAAGUUGUUGAGAGGCUCUCCUAAGUCAUUAACAUAACUAUUGAUGGCAUUCACAAUGAGUAACCAUCUCUCCUGUUUACAAUUAUUCAACUGUUUCACUUCUUGGGUUUCAA